Molecule: messenger RNA, 843 nt
Organism: Closterium sp. Yama58-4
Lineage: Eukaryota; Viridiplantae; Streptophyta; Zygnematophyceae; Desmidiales; Closteriaceae
Source: the annotation of a GenBank genome assembly
AUGGGGGGAAGCAAAGAACGGGAUGGGGGGAAGCAGGUAGAGGGUGUGGGGAUGGGGGGAAGCAAGUCAGAGGAUGAGGGGAAGCAGGGCAGGGGAUACGGGGAAAGAAGGGAUAGGAUGGGGGGAAGCAGGGCAGGGGAUACCUCUGUCCCUCCCCCUCUGUCCCUCCGCCUCUGUCUCUCACCCUCUGUCUCUCACCCUCUGUCUCUCACCCUCUGUCUCUCACCCUCUGUCUCUCACCCUCUGUCUCUCACCCUCUGUCUCUCACCCUCUGUCUCUCACCCUCUGUCUCUCACCCUCUGUCUCUCACCCUCUGUCUCUCACCCUCUGUCUCUCACCCUCUGUCUCUCACCCUCUGUCUCUCACCCUCUGUCUCUCACCCUCUGUCUCUCACCCUCUGUCUCUCACCCUCUGUCUCUCACCCUCUGUCUCUCACCCUCUGUCUCUCACCCUCUGUCUCUCACCCUCUGUCUCUCACCCUCUGUCUCUCACCCUCUGUCUCUCACCCUCUGUCUCUCACCCUCUGUCUCUCACCCUCUGUCUCUCACCCUCUGUCUCUCACCCUCUGUCUCUCACCCUCUGUCUCUCACCCUCUGUCUCUCACCCUCUGUCUCUCACCCUCUGUCUCUCACCCUCUGUCUCUCACCCUCUGUCUCUCACCCUCUGUCCCUCUCCCUCCCCCUCUGUCCCUCCCCCUCUGUCCCUCCCCCUCUGUCCCUCCCAAGCUAUCCCUCCCCCUCUGUCCCUCUCAAGCUAUCCCUCCCCCUCUGUCCCUCCCCUUCGGAUGGAAUGAGGGAGGUAUAUGCGGGGGGGAAUGAGGGAGGGAUAUGUGGGGGGGAAUGA